AUGCAUGUCUUGGACCCUCUCGGAACCGGAAGCGCCCGAGGGCAGGCAAAGCACGCACGUGAAAGGCAGGAUGAAUUGUCUACGGUUCGCUUUGGUAAUUCAUACGUGACCGAUAGCAAAAGCUCAGGGCUCAGGUCGGGUCAGGUUGAUAGGUCGGCUCUCCAUUUCUGUGAUCACGCGCUCGUCACUUCGAAACACACAACACGCCAGCCAGAAGGCAAGAACAAAUGCCGCUGCGCGGUUGUCCUUCUUUCGCGGCCCUUCGAAAGCGCAUCGGUUUCAACGUACCCGACGCCAGCCCGAUUCGCGGGCCACGGGAAGAAAGAGAGAGAGAGACAAAGGCAGAGAGAAGGGCCUACCCUUACCCGGACAUCGUCCGGAAAACGGACGCCUGAAGGAUUCAAAGAGGCAAAACCACGCCAAGGUCGGACCGUCCGUCGGGCUGGGGGCCAUCUAUUCCUGGAUGUCGUAGGCGCGGCUGUUCCCUUUGGUUGGGGGUCCUGUCUCUUGAGGCCCAGACAAUAUGGGAGAGGCCUAGUAUCUGUUAGGGCAUUGUCACGAAGUCGUGGGCAAUGGGACGGUCUCUUUUCGCUCUCUCUCGCUUUCUUCUCGGACCUCGGGAAGAACAUUCGAAGCAAAGUUCAGAUGGGCGCCUAG
Molecule: messenger RNA, 657 nt
Organism: Diaporthe amygdali
Lineage: Eukaryota; Fungi; Ascomycota; Sordariomycetes; Diaporthales; Diaporthaceae
Exons: 3
Coding region: 1-657 (218 amino acids)
Source: RefSeq, a predicted model, not a curated record